AUAGAUGUCGAAGGUGAUUGGAUGGCAGAUAUGGCAUUCCAUUGCAUUCAAGAAAUGGACAUUGACAACCGGAUGAUGCUUUAUCAACAUAUUGUCCUUAGUGGAGGAAUUACCAUGUAUCCUGGUCUGCUAAGCCGGCUGGAGAAGGAAAUUCUUGAUUGCUAUCUGGAUAUAGUUCUAAAGGGAAACAAGGAUGGGCUUACGAAAUUACGACUGCGGAUAGAGGAUCCUCCUCGCAUAAAGCACAUGGUCUACCUGGGAGGUACCGUACUUACUGGAAUCAUGAAGGUACUUUCCCCCCUCAUCAUCUUCACUUUUCUGUCCUAUACAUGCAUUCUCAUGCUGAAGCUCUCAUGCUGA
This is a messenger RNA of Phragmites australis (common reed), 360 nucleotides long. RefSeq names its product actin-related protein 2-like. Gene Ontology annotation, molecular function: actin filament binding. Gene Ontology annotation, cellular component: Arp2/3 protein complex; actin cortical patch. The transcript has 4 exons. Gene Ontology annotation, biological process: Arp2/3 complex-mediated actin nucleation. NCBI's taxonomy places the organism in Eukaryota, Viridiplantae, Streptophyta, Magnoliopsida, Poales, Poaceae. The record is from RefSeq and is a predicted model, not a curated record. Bases 22 to 360 code for a protein of 112 amino acids.